GCUACUGACUCCCACGGGCCACGGUGUUUCCUUUUGUUUCCUUCUUUUGGUUUCCUAUUCCUAUUCUUCUUCUAAUCUGGAAUAAUAGAAUCCGAUGAAGCUACUCUUGUGAUGCCUCACUGGCCACCUACCACCGCACUCGCCAUAGGCAUAGGACUAUAAAACCGGAGGCUAUUUUCUCGUUGCCACUCACCCGUCCCAUGUCCAUGUCUGCCUCUACUCCUUCACCUAUGUCUUCUCUUUUGACUGAAGAGUCUCCACACACUCCUGAACCUUCCCGUUCGACCUCGUCCCUAUUACACGCACACGCAUCUCCGUUAGCUGACUUUAGGGGCCACAAAGACGAAGAACAUCAGGCUCCCGUCACCGUCCAGGCCAUAGCGUCCGACGUCCCUUUUGAUAAAGAGGUUGAAGGUGAUGAUAUUUCAGUGGAUCAGUUGCUUCCUACCACGCCCGCUGUGCACACUAUUGGCCGGACCGGUUUUAGUCGGGAAAGUGUUUUCCUGAGGGUCGUUGUGAUGCAUCUGUACGCAGCUCGGUGCAUGCUGACUCUCACCCAAAACUGCCUCCAAAUGGCACAUAUAAUUCCUGUUAGUGCUCCGGCUAACUUUCUCAGGUUUCUGGAACGUGUCUUGGGUGACGAACCUAGAACAUUAAAUAGACACUCCUCAAGGAACAUUUGGCUAUUGGAUGCAUCGAUGCACUAUAACAUCGAUAAAGGUCUCAUGAAACUUGUUCCCACAAUAGAAAUUCUAGAGAAAAUCAGGAAAUUCACGCGGCUCAUAUCUGAGAUUCGUAUUCGACGACUUGAACACGAAUAUAAUGUCAAGAUAGUUAAGAUGGGUGGUGAUUUCAAAGCUGUCUUCCCGAAAGACGCCGAUUGGAAUACAGCGACCAAUGUAAGACAAAAGGAGCGGAAUGCACGUUUGGAUGCCCUCAUGGAAGAAGACUUGGAGUUACACAGAAGCAAAGUUCUCCCACCUGCCUUGUAUCCAUAUAUCGUUAUUGGGAUUCGUUGCCAUGAGGAGUAUUCAUUUUAUCGCCAGGUUGUGAAUGUCAACAUGGUCAGUGAUGGCACCCAGAAACCGUUCCAAAAUCCUCUCAAAAUUCCUAAUGACAUGUUGCAAAAGCAACAAGUUGACAAGUUUCGACGACCCACCACAUUUCCUUUCCUCCGAGGCAUUAAAGGCGAGAAGAAGAAGUUCGAGAUCAUUGAUCCGCUCGAGUACGACGAGGAAAGGGAGCUUCUCCUUGGACAAGAUCCUUGUCUUGUCUUAGCAAAUGUUGGCGAGUUUCUUUCUGUUACUCGAGAGCGCCUGCAGCAAGACGGGGAAGCGCUAGACAUGUCCGAGCUUGUCCGCGACGAGGUUCAUCAGGAACAUUUACAAGUUACCCUGGACACCUACAUGCAGUGGGAAACUGACGACAAGCGCAUACUCAGUAUCCAAGGUACCCUGGAAAAACGAACCCAAACUCAGACAGCGGCUGCUCGGUCCCGGAAAUCUAGGAAGACAACGUCCACACACUCGUACGGUUUGCGCUCGGUCGUCGACGGGCUGAUGGCUAAUGCUCCGAAACGCCCUGUGCCAGGCGUUAAUUUGGAUGAUCCCAAAUUGAGCCGAGAAUACGUUCCGUCCAGGGAUGGCGAACUUCCUUCACCAUCUGCUCGUGGUUCGCGUCGGGGUUCUCAGCGCGGGGGGCAGGCAACGCUACUAGGCAUGUCGGGGUGGACAGGAGCUGCCAGAGAUGGGCCAGGUCCAUCAAAUCCGUAGGAGCGUUACUUUAUAAAUGGUCUCUGUGUUAGAGUCAACUCCCGCUCUCAGCUUUUCAAUCUUCUUAUGUAUGAACAAUCA
Marasmius oreades (fairy-ring Marasmius) is the source of this 1853-nucleotide messenger RNA. RefSeq lists its product as uncharacterized. The record is from RefSeq and is a predicted model, not a curated record. The transcript has 7 exons. Bases 201 to 1772 code for a protein of 523 amino acids. NCBI's taxonomy places the organism in Eukaryota, Fungi, Basidiomycota, Agaricomycetes, Agaricales, Marasmiaceae.